This is a messenger RNA of Rhagoletis zephyria (snowberry fruit fly), 838 nucleotides long. RefSeq lists its product as uncharacterized. NCBI's taxonomy places the organism in Eukaryota, Metazoa, Arthropoda, Insecta, Diptera, Tephritidae. The record is from RefSeq and is a predicted model, not a curated record. Gene Ontology annotation, molecular function: nucleic acid binding; zinc ion binding.
AUGGGACCUACAAAUACAUCCUGCGCCGAGGAAAAGCCCGAUAUUAAAAAUAUGAAUAAAUUUUCAAUAAAUAUGGAAUCUUUUGAUCCAAACGUGGAACAAUGGCAAACAUACAUGGAACGCAUGGAGCAACUUUUCAUUGCAGCCAACGUAACAACUGAAAUCCAAAAGAAGUCAUUGCUAAUUAAAUACAUUGGGCCUAUUACGUACAGAUUGUUACGAGACUUGUGUCAGCCAACUCAAACAGUCAAACACUUGACCGAUCAUUUUACGCCCGCUUUGGUGGUGUUUAAGGAGAGGCGCACCUUUUAUGCAGCACAUAAAGGUCAAGGUGAGACAGCCGUGGAAUGGCACGCAAAAAUUCGUAGGCUAGCAGUUAAUUGUGAAUUCACAUCCAUGCUCGAAAGUAAAUUAAUCGACAAAUUUGUCACCGAAAUGGAAGGAAAGGUUUUCGACCGCUUAUGCGAGGAGGGUAGAGGUUUGACGUUAUCGAAAGCCCUUGAAAUUGCGCAAAGAUACGAGAAGCCAGAAAAGAUCGUCCAUGCAAUCCAGUCCAAACAUCACAAGCAAUCUAACGGGCGGCCAAAUCGGAAGGUGAAGAAGCCAGAUGAAGGGAAAUCAGCAGAGAAAUGUUAUCAUUGCGGUAAGCAGAACCACGAUUUUAAAUCAUGCAAUUAUAAGACGUAUGUAUGCAACAAAUGCGGAAAGAAAGGGCAUUUAGCUAUAGUUUGUCGCAAGCAAAAUGGCGAUGCUAACGGUGUAGUUAAAACGGUUUUCUCUUCAGAGCGUGAAAAAUUCCCAAAGACUGGAAACGCUAUUGAAUUGUAUAAUAUCAAUU